Messenger RNA from Pneumocystis carinii B80, 3179 nucleotides. RefSeq lists its product as hypothetical. Lineage: Eukaryota; Fungi; Ascomycota; Pneumocystomycetes; Pneumocystales; Pneumocystaceae. The transcript has a single exon. Bases 1 to 3090 code for a protein of 1029 amino acids. The record is from RefSeq and is a predicted model, not a curated record.
AUGGCACGGCUGGUUAAGAGGCAAGCACAAGUAGUACAAAAACAAGAUGACAUUAAGGAGGAACACCUUUUGGCUUUCAUUCUGAAGGAGAAAUAUGAUAAAGAAGAACAAUGCAAACAAGAACUCAAGAAAUAUUGUGAAGAGUUGAAGGAAAUAGAUGGUGGUUCCGAUGUGAAUAAAAAUGUUAAAGAAAUUUGUGAUGAAGCAAAACGAGACAAAAAAUGCACAGGACUGAAAGCCAAAGUUGAAGCAGAAUUGGACACUUUUGAUACGGAACUUGAAGAUGAAUUAGGAAAAUUAAAAGAUGAAAAUUGUAAAAAAUAUGAAGAAAAAUGUAUACUUUUAGAAGGAACGGGUUAUAGUGAAGAUAUUAAGAAGAACUGCGUCGAGUUGAGGGAAGGAUGUUACGAAUUGAAGCGUAAAAAGGUGGCAGAGGAGCUUCUUUUGAGGGCGCUCGGAAAGGAAGCUAAAAAUGAUGGUGAAUGUAAAGAAAAGAUGAAAACUGUUUGCUCAGUGUUAAGCCGAGAAAGCGACGAAUUGAUGUCUUUCUGCCUUGAUCCAACUAAAACAUGUGAAACGUUGAAAAAAAAAUCAGAAGAAGUUUGCAACCUUUUGAAAACAAAAUUGGAUGGGAAAAGUUCAGAAAAGUGUCAUGAAAGACUUGAGAAAUGUCAUUUUUAUGGAGAAGCGUGUACUGAAACAAAGUGCGAGGAGGAUAAGACGAAAUGUGAAAAAGAAGGAGUCAUAUAUAAAGCACCGGAAUCUGAUUUUAGUCCGGUGAAACCGAAGGCGUCGUUGUUGAGAAGUAUUGGGUUGGAAGAUGUUUAUAAAAGAGCUGAAAAAGAAGGGAUUAUUAUUGGAAAAUCAGGAGUGGAUCUACCGAGGAAGUCAGGUACAAAUUUUCUGCAAGAUCUCUUGCUACUGUUGAGCAGAGAUGAGAAGGAGACGGAUGCAACAAGUAAAUGCAAAAAAGCGUUAGGAAAAUGUGAUACUUCUAAGUAUUUGGACCAUAAUUUGAAAGAUUUAUGCGAUAAAAAUGAUAACGACAAAUGCAAAGCAUUACUAGAUGUAAAUGUAAAAGAAAGAUGCACAAAUCUCAAAUUAAAUCUUUAUCUGAAAGAUUUGUCUACGGAAUAUGAUAAAGAAUCAAAAGUUUUAUUCUGGAGAGAGCUUCCAACAUUAUUUACAAAGGGAGAGUGUGUAGAACUUGAGUCGGAAUGUUUUUAUUUAAAAAAGGCGUGUAAAGAUAGUAAGAUUGAUGAAGCAUGUCAAAAUGUACGAGCAGCGUGCUAUAAAAAGGGACAAGACAGGAUGUUGAAUACGUUCUUUCAAAAGGAAUUGAAGGGAAAGCUUGGUCAUGUAAGAUUUUAUAGCGAUCCUAAAGAUUGUAAAAAAUAUGUGGUAGAAAACUGUACAAAACUUAAAGAAGAUAAAAGAUACCUUUCAAAAUGUCUUUAUCCUAAAGAACUAUGUUAUGGGCUUUCAAAUGAUAUUUUUCUCCAAUCCAAAGAGUUAAGUGCGCUUUUGGAUGAUCAAAGGGAUUUUCCAUUAGAAAAGGAUUGUGUUGAAUUGGGAGAGAAGUGUGAUCAACUUAGUAGUGAUUCAUUAUUGAAUUUAGAAAAGUGUAUAACAUUGAAAAGACGCUGUGAAUACUUUAGAGUUUCAGAGGGAUUUAGAAAUGUACUUUUAAAAAGAAAAGAUGAUUCGUUAAUGACUCAGGAAAACUGUACAAAGGCAUUGCAUGAGAAAUGUGAUGCUUUAUCUAGGAGGAGAAAGAAUUCAUUUAGUGUUUCAUGUGCUUUACCAGAAGAAACAUGUAGUUAUAUGGUAUUCCACACAAGUCAAGAUUGUAAAUAUUUAAAAGAAAACAUCAAGAAUGGAGGAAUUGUAGGAAAAAUUGGAGGAGCAAAUGGAAAUGAAACAGCACUUGAAGAACUCUGCACAACAUGGGGCCGACAUUGUCACCAACUUGUGAAGAAUUGUCCGGAGCAGUUGAAAAAAAAAGAGAAUGGCAAUGACAAUGAUCAUAACUGUGACAAACUCGAAGAAAAAUGCAGGGAUACUUUUGAAAAGUUGAAAGCGAAGGAGGAGCUAACUCACCUGUUGAAAGGCAAUUUAAAGGAUGAUGUUAAAUGUAAAGAAGCAUUAGGAAAGGGUUGCACUGAGUUGCAAAAGGAUAAUACAUUCAAAAUUCUGCUUACUAAUUGUGAAGAGGGCACCAAGGGAACUGUUUGCAAAAAAUUAGUUGAUAAAGUAAAAAAGAAAUGUCCUACUUUAAAAACCGAUUUGGAGAAUGCGAAAGAGGAGUUGACAAAGAUGAAGACUGAGUACGAUGCGCUCAAACAGGCGGCAGAAAAAUCUACAAAGGAAGCUAAGUUAUUGCUAUCGAAGCCUCGACAAACUGUAAUGCCAAGUGCGCAGAAUAGCAGUGGUUCUGUACCAGCACAGCCACCAGCAGCACCAGCAGCACCAGAAGCAGGAUCAUCUUCAUCACCACAAGGGCCACCUUCAUCACCAGAAUCAUCUUCUACAUCAAGUGGAACACCAGGCACAACAGAUGGAACGGCGAAGAAUCCAAAAUUUGGACUCGUUAAAAGAGCAUAUGUAGCUGAAGGAGUAUCAGAAGCAGAGGUCAAAGCAUUUGAUGCAACGACGAUAGCAUUGGAGUUGUAUUUGGAAUUGAAAGAGGAAUGCAAAGCUUUACAACUAGAUUGCGGUUUUAAAGAGGAAUGUCCAGAUACUAAACAAGCUUGCGAAAAUAUAGACACUUUAUGUAAACUGGAACCAUUAGAAAUUAAGCCUCAUCAUACAGAGAAAAUAACAGCUACGAUGACGGAAACAAAGACCAUUGAGAAGACUACUGAGAAGACUAGUACGACGACUAUUACGAUAACCAAGCCAGUAGGUGGAGGAAAAGUAACAGAACAGUGUACAUUAGUGCGGACGACAGAUAUAUGGGUGACGAGUACGUCAUUGCAUACGAGCACCGUGACAAGUACACCUACAGUGACGUCUACAGUGACGUUGACCUCAAUGCGCAAGUGCAAACCUACAAAAUGUACAACUGAUUCAAGUGAAGAAACGCAUUAAGUGACUCCAAAUAAAGGGAUAAAAAUAGGAGUUCCAGAGAUAGUAAAAAUAAUGUUGUUGGGAGUUAUUGUUAUAGGGAUGAUGUAAAA